AUGGCGACAGCUAAUGGUUCACUGUGCAACAUUUCCGGGUCCGUGUCCGAGAAUGGGAGCAUGGUCGGCUGCAUGGAGUCGGAUAUUGAGCAGGCAACGGUUGAAUCCAUUCAGGCGUGGAUCGCUUACCUGCUGAUUCCUCUCAACAUGAUCAGCAUACUUGCUAAUCUUCUCGUCACCUUGGCUGUGACACGGACAUCACACCUGCAGGAGCCGGCACACAAGCUGAUCGCAAACUUGGCUGUCGCUGAUUUUUUCAUGGGCGUGCAAGGAACCUUCAUCGUCAGACCGCGCGUUAUCUUAGUAAUGGUAGUCCUCGCUUGGAGCUUUGCCUUCUUUGCAAGCGUGAUGACUCUCAUUGGCAACCGCUGGCAGCCGGAUCAACCAUGUAUGUAUGACACAGUCACGAGUAGAACAUGUCUCGUCUGUAGCUCUCUAGUCAUUGGUACGUGUGGCGUCGCCAUCAUCUCCAUCUACGCUUACAUGAUGAUAAUUGCCAAGCACCACCAGCAGCAGAUCCACCAGGAACUGUUCAGCAGCGGUUCGCAGGAAGCAGGAGCGACCGGAAAAUCCUUCUCUGCUGAGCUCGCAUGGCAUCUGAAGCUUGCCAAGACGUUUGGCAUCGUCGCCGGCGCUUUCUUCGUUUGCUGGGCUCCGUAUUUCAUCAUGAUGCUGCUGAGCGUUGCCGACGUCUACCACGACACGGUCGGCGUGGCGCGAGGCAUCGGCUACCUGCUGGCGUACUCAAACUCUUGCAUGAACUUCUUCAUAUAUGCUGCGAAGAGCGGUCAGUUCCGCGCCGCCUUCCGGGCGGUGUUGCCCUCGCGUGGACACUAG
Molecule: messenger RNA, 837 nt
Organism: Priapulus caudatus
Lineage: Eukaryota; Metazoa; Priapulida; Priapulimorpha; Priapulimorphida; Priapulidae
Product: melanocortin receptor 4-like
Exons: 2
Coding region: 1-837 (278 amino acids)
Biological process (GO): chemical synaptic transmission; G protein-coupled receptor signaling pathway, coupled to cyclic nucleotide second messenger
Cellular component (GO): dendrite; membrane
Molecular function (GO): G protein-coupled serotonin receptor activity; neurotransmitter receptor activity
Source: RefSeq, a predicted model, not a curated record